UUUUACACUGUUUUACAUUUGUCACCACGCACAGAUACAGUAUUGGGUAAAAGUUAUGUUUGAUUAAUUAUACAAGAGGUUGAGGAACAAAUUUCAUGAUGAUUACCUUAAGUGCAGAUACCGUUAGACAUGGAAUUUUAUUUUUCCUAUGGACCGAGUAUUUAUGGGAACUCUACUUAUCAAUUAGACAAUACAAUAAAGCGUUGGCAACUACUGAGGUACCCCCAGAGUUGAAAAGCACUAUGCCAAAAGAAACCUUUGAUAAGGCGAGAGCGUACACGUUGGCAAAGAGCAAGUUUGGAUUUUUUAAAGACACGUUUCUUACUGUACAAUCGACGGUGAUAAUUCACUUUUCUAUUCUGCCACAGCUUUGGAAUUAUGCAGAGUCAAUUAACACGUAUGGAGGUGAAGUGCUAACAAGUUGCCUUUGGUUGUUCAUUUUGACCACCAUUGUAACAAUUGUUGAUUUGCCUUUAACAAUCUAUAACACCUUUGUUCUUGAAGAACAGUUCGGUUUUAACAAACAGACUAGUGGAUUUUUUAUUUGGGAUAAAAUUAAGGCCUACAUUUUGAGCCAAAUUUUUACUAUGAUGAUUGCUUCUGUUAUUGUGGUUACUAUCAAGAGUGGUGGGGAAUACUUUUUCGUGUGGCUUUGGAUAGUAGUGUGUGCAAUAUGUUUGGUUAUGUACACUAUUUAUCCAUCGCUGAUUGCACCUUUGUUUGAUAAGUACACACCUCUCCCAGAGGGGGAAUUGCGCACCAAAAUUGAGAAUUUAGCUUCUCAGUUAAAGUUUCCUUUAACACAGUUGUAUGUAGUGGAGGGUUCUAAAAGGUCUUCUCAUAGCAAUGCUUACUUUUAUGGUUUUUUUAAAUCUAAAAGAAUUGUUUUGUUUGAUACUUUGUUGGCGAAAGAUGAUGGUACAGGGUGUAACAAUGAUGAAAUUUUGGCCGUUUUAUCGCAUGAAUUAGGACAUUGGCAUUAUAACCAUAUUACAAAGAACUUUUUGGCUUUACAAGUCAAUUUGUUACUUUUGUUUGCCGGAUUUUCGUAUUUGUUUAAAUAUACGGUGCUUUAUAACGCGUUAGGUUUUUACAAUGGACGGCCUGUUCUUGUGGGGCUCUAUAUUGUGCUUCAAUAUGUCAUGCUGCCAUAUAACGCAUUUUUGAGUUUUAUAUUAACUUGUCUGUCUAGACGUUUCGAAUUCCAAGCUGAUUCUUUUGCAGUUGAGCUGGGUAAGGGUGACCACCUUGUCAGUUCUUUAGUGCAGUUAAACAAAGAUAAUUUAGGUUUUCCAAUUUAUGAUUAUCUUUAUUCUUCGUGGCACCAUUCUCAUCCACCGUUGCUCGAACGCAUAGAUGUUAUUAAAAAUAAGAAAAAAGACUAAAAACUGUUGAACCAAAGUGUUUCAUUUCAAUUGUCUGGUUACAUCCAAGUGUCUGAACUUUAUACUACUUUUGUAAUAGCAUUUAGCAUUUUCUUGUAUUGAUGUUUGUGAUCAGUUAUGUUUCAUGAUGUACAAUAAAAAACGAUAGUUUAAAAACAAA
Zophobas morio is the source of this 1545-nucleotide messenger RNA. Its product is annotated as CAAX prenyl protease 1 homolog. The transcript is spliced from 2 exons. Lineage: Eukaryota; Metazoa; Arthropoda; Insecta; Coleoptera; Tenebrionidae. Gene Ontology annotation, biological process: CAAX-box protein processing. Bases 96 to 1385 code for a protein of 429 amino acids. The record is from RefSeq and is a predicted model, not a curated record. Gene Ontology annotation, molecular function: metalloendopeptidase activity. Gene Ontology annotation, cellular component: endoplasmic reticulum membrane.